GCCCGCAGCGCGAGACGGCGCCUCAGGGCCGGGCGGCGCUUCCGCGGCCGCUGCUCCGCCGCGCUUGGCGGGCGGAGCGUCCCCCCGGGCCGGGUGAACACACCGGGUGAACACACCGGGUGAACACACCGGGUGAACACACCGGGAGUUCCGCGGCCUUUCAGUGAUACAGGAUGCUGUUUCCUUUGGUAUUGUGUGCAGUUAUGCUGAUAGGGAGCUGUAAAGUUCAAGAAGAUGAAUGGAUUGACCCCACUGAUAUGCUCAAUUAUGAUGCAGCAUCAGGAACAAUGAGAAGACCUUACAAGGGAAACUAUCAUGACUCUGAGGAUAAGGCUCUGGAUACAGUCAGUACUGAAAUCUCACAAAGUUGUUCCAGGGUAAUAGAUUCCUUGCAACACAAGAUUGCAGAAUGUGAGAAGAGGACUGCCAAAUCACAUGAAAGCCGCAGCUUUUAUAUUUUUAAGCGAUACUUGAAUAAGAUUUUAAAUGAAGCUGGAAAACUUGGCCUUCCUGAGGAAAGCGUGGGCUACGUCCAUUACGAUGCUGAGAUCAUUCUUACAAGACAGACGUAUGUGGAGAUCCUUAGGUUUGUCAAUGAGGAAGCCUGGCAGCCAGGUGCCCUGGAUGAGGCACUGAGUGAUAUUUUGAUAAAUUUUAAACACCAUGAUGAUCAAGCUUGGAAGUGGAGAUUUGAAGAUGCUUUUGGAAUUGAUCUAUAUAAUUUGUUUUUGCUACUCUUGUGCUUAGUGUGCAUUGUAAUUGUAAUAGCUACAGAACUCUGGACACGUAUUCUUUGGUUUGUUCAGCUAAAACGUGUUUUAUUAAUAAGCUUUUUCAUCAGUUUUGCAUGGAAUUGGCUUUACUUGUAUAAGCUGGCUUUUGCUCAGCACCAGGCAGAGAUUGCCAAGAUGGGGCAGUUUGAUAAUGUCUGUGAGGAGAAGCUGGACUGGCGGGGAAGUCUUAUCGAAUGGCUUAGAAGUACAUGGACGUUUCAGAACGAUCCCUGUCAGAAGUACUAUGAAACUCUGCUUGUAAAUCCUAUUUUGCUGGUUCCACCAACAAAGGCCUUGGCAAUAACUUUCACCAACUUUGUAACUGAGCCUUUGAAGCACGUAGGACAAGGUAUUGGUGAGUUCAUCAAGGCACUUAUGAAGGAGAUACCAUUAAUUCUGCAGGUUCCAGUGCUCAUUAUGAUGGCUCUGGCUGUCCUGGCUUUUUGCUAUGGUGCAGGAUCAUCAGUGUCUGCAUUAAGAUAUUUAACGUCUUCUCAGAAGAAAAGUCUUCCUCUGCCUGCGAGUCAGCAGGAGCAAAUAGCCUUCGGGCAGUACGAAGGGAGGCCAGCAGAUGAGUAUUAUUUGCAGAAGCAUCCUUCUGUCCCCAGAGGCCACCAGGACAGAGGGGAUGCCUCCACAAGGCCUCUCCCCACGGCGAGACCGGGCAAUGGCAGCAGGAGCCCGGACACGGCGCACACCAGCGACAAGCCGGAUGCACAGAACAGAUUGUACACUGAAUCUGAAGUGCAUAGACUUGGAAAUCUCAAAGCUGAAAACUUGAAUGAAGAACCUGCACUUGAGCAGCAAAAACAGGAGACAGGUAAAGCUGAGGGAGAGACUGGAGAAAAUGGUGACCCUAAUAGAAACCUAGAAGGGAAAAGUUCUGCUAUGGAACCAUCUGAAGAGAAGAAAAAGAUUGUUUUACAUGACUCCCAGGAAAGAGACUAAGGAAGACCCAAGCUUUUCGUGGAGUAGAGGAUGUUGCCACUGAAGCAGCUGAGAGUCUGUUCUUCUCCUGGAAGCAGCACCUCUGAUCAUCCAUCCUGUUACUCUGGAACCGACUCAGCAGAUCAAAAAAGCCUUCAUCUGCCAUUGUCUCCCGACUGCUUUUCUGAAAAGGAGAAGAUUUAGGGGUAUUUGAACUUAAGAGUACCUACAGCUGGGACAACUGCAGCAGAGUUUUAGUCUAGUGAUACGUUUGAUAUUUGUGUAUCUGAAAUUUAUUAAAUGAAUUUUUUUAGUCAA
Corvus hawaiiensis (hawaiian crow) is the source of this 2018-nucleotide messenger RNA. It is a transcript of the gene CLCC1, whose product is annotated as chloride channel CLIC like 1. The transcript has 12 exons. Gene Ontology annotation, molecular function: chloride channel activity. Lineage: Eukaryota; Metazoa; Chordata; Aves; Passeriformes; Corvidae. The record is from RefSeq and is a predicted model, not a curated record. Gene Ontology annotation, cellular component: endoplasmic reticulum; membrane. The coding region runs from base 174 to 1721 and encodes 515 amino acids.